AUAUCAAAUUAAUAAUCUUCACACUAAUAUAGUACUUAUUCUUAAUUGUAUCAUCGUUAUUAUUAUUAUUCCCAUUAUGGGUGUGUUUACUCAUGAGACCGAGACCGUCUCUCCAAUCCCUCCAACAAGGUUGUUCAAGGCUUUAGUCCUGGACGCCGACAACCUCAUCCCCAAGGUUGUCCCUCAAGCCAUCAAAAGUGUUGAAAUCCUCCAAGGAAAUGGAGGACCUGGAACAAUCAAGAAGAUCACAUUUGGUGAGGGCAGUAGCUACAAGUACGUGAAGCACAAGGUUGAUAAGCUCGAUCUUGACAACUUCACCUUCAGUUACAGUGUGAUCGAAGGUGAUGUUUUGGGUGAUGUUAUCGAAAAGAUCUCCUACGAGACCAAGUUGGUGGCAUCUGCCGAUGGUACUGGUUCUAUUGCCAAGAGAACCAGUCAAUAUUAUACUAAAGAUGGUCAUGAGAUCAGUGAAGAGAGUGUUAAUGAAGGCAAAGAUAAAGCUUCUCAUCUCUUCAAGGCUAUUGAAGCCUAUCUCCUCUCAAAUCCUGAUGCCUACAACUGAAGCAGUUGUCAUACAUAGAAGUGUUUUAUGUAUAAUUAUUAUAUCGUUUUUGUUAUGUUUGGUCUUCUAGUAUCCCAUAAUAUUAUGGCUUUUGGCUUGUACUAAAAGAUAGUAAACCUCUUGAAAGUUUGUGUCAAUUCGUUUUCUUUUUCAAGAUAUAGUAAUAUAUUUCUAUGGUGAAAGUACACCAUAUAUUUGAUGGAUUAAAUAUAACAUAUUUUGUUUGUCA
Humulus lupulus (European hop) is the source of this 791-nucleotide messenger RNA. Its product is annotated as major allergen Pru av 1-like. Gene Ontology annotation, cellular component: cytoplasm; nucleus. The transcript has a single exon. Lineage: Eukaryota; Viridiplantae; Streptophyta; Magnoliopsida; Rosales; Cannabaceae. Gene Ontology annotation, molecular function: signaling receptor activity; protein phosphatase inhibitor activity; abscisic acid binding. Gene Ontology annotation, biological process: defense response; abscisic acid-activated signaling pathway. The record is from RefSeq and is a predicted model, not a curated record. Bases 77 to 562 code for a protein of 161 amino acids.